CCUCGAGGAACCGGAAAUGACCGCGGCACGCCGGAAGUUUACUCAUUUCCAAGGCGACGGCUCCACCACCGCUGCAACCAAGUGGCUGCAGUCGGGACGCUGGAAAGCGACUCGGAGGAGAGGGUACUCGCCGACGGCGGCCGCCGCCACAGCGAAUCGCGGGGAGUAGCAACCAAAGACGGCGGCCGCCGCACCAGCCAUCGCGUGUGGAGGAUAAACGGCCGGCACGGCCAUCGCGGCGACCAAUCCAGGGAAAGAGUUAGCGAAGGCCAGGGCUUUAGUCGUAGCGAGGACAGGGAAAGAAUCCGUGAAGGCAGCGACCACCGCUGUAGGGUACCGACGGGAAGAGCAAGUGAAGACGUCGGCUUCUCCCGCAAUGACUCGAGAAGAGUCAGUGAAGACCUGGGCCACCGUCGCAGUGUCUCUCAGGAGAGAGUCAGGGGAGACGGUGGCCACCGUCCCAGCAACUCUUGGGAGAGAGUAAGGGGAGACCGCAGCAGCGACGUGAGUUUAAGUGAAGUCGGAAGCCACCCCACUAGUGACUCCGGGGGAACGGUCAGAGAAGACCGCGGCCUCCGUCUCAGUGGGACUUGGGAGGGAGUCAGGGAGGUCCGGGGUCCCCGAACCAGCGACUCCGGGGAGAGAGGCAGUGACGACCACAGCCGCCGCCUCAGUGGCUCUUGGGAGGACGGAAGUGUGGAUGGCGGCCGCAGCCUCAGCAGUUCCUGGGAGGAGGGGGUGAGUGAAGACCGCGGCUACGUGGCCAGCGACUCCUCCGUGGUGAGCGUCAGCGAAGACGCCAGCCGCCGCCGCUUCUGGGAGAGAGAAAGCGAAGACGAAGGUUCCCGCUGCCGGGGCUUCUGGGAGAGAACGACGGAGGACGGCGUCCCCGGGCCUAGCGACGACGAGAAAGACAGCCGCUGCUGCACUGGCUCGUGGGUGACAGCGAGCGAAGACCGCCGCAGCAGCAGGGGCCUGGACUCGACUCCUCCCCGGAGUCCGACGGGUCGCACCAUGCCCGGGGUGUCCGGUUCAGGCCCCUCCACCUCCUCCACGGAGACUGCGACCCCUUGUGCCAGGAAGAAAGUGCAUUUUGGUAGUAUACAUGAUGCAGUACGCGCUGGAGAUGUAAAGCAGCUUUCAGAAAUAGUAGAACGUGGUGCCAGCAUUAAUGAAGUUGACGUUCUCCAUAAAUUUACCCCUUUACAUUGGGCAGCACAUUCUGGCAGUUUGGAGUGUCUUCAUUGGCUCCUCUGGCAUGGAGCUGAUCUCUCACAAGUAACCGUGAGAGGUUGGACAGCAGCUCACAUAGCUGCAAUCAGGGGACAGGAUGCUUGCAUGCAGGCUCUUAUAAUUAAUGGAACCAAUCUGGCAGCUCAAGAUGAUCGUGGAUGCACUCCUUUACACCUUGCUACAACACACGGACAUUCUUUCACUUUACAAAUAAUGCUCCGAAGUGGAGUGGAUCCCAGCGUGACUGAUAAGAGAGAGUGGAAACCUGUGCAUUAUGCAGCUUUUCAUGGGCGGCUUGGCUGUUUGCAACUUCUCAUUAAAUGGGGAUGUAACAUAGAAGAUGUGGACUACAAUGGAAACCUUCCAGUUCACUUAGCAGCCAUGGAAGGCCACCUUCACUGUUUUAAAUUCCUACUCAGUAGAAUGAGCAGUGCCUCCCAAGCUUUGAAAGCCUUCAAUGAUAAUGGAGAAAAUGUAUUGGACCUAGCCCAGAGGUUCUUUAAGCAGAACAUUUUACAGUUUAUCCAGGGUGCUGAGUAUGAAGGAAAUGAUCCAAAAGAUCAAGAAACUUUAGCAUUUCCAGGUCAUGUGGCUGCCUUUAAGGGUGAUUUGGAAAUGCUUAAGAAAUUAAUAGAAGAUGGAGUAAUCAAUAUUAAUGAACGUGAUAAUAAUGGAUCAACUCUUAUGCAUAAAGCUGCUGGGCAAGGCCACAUAGAGUGUUUGCAGUGGCUAAUUAAAAUGGGAGCAGACAGUAAUAUUACCAACAAAGCAAGGGAGAAACCCAGUGAUGUGGCUAAGAGGUUUGCCCAUUUAGCAGCAGUAAAGCUAUUGGAAGGACUACAGAAAUAUGAUACAGAUGAUGAGAGUGAAAUUGAUGAAAAUGAUAUUAAGUUUUUCAUAAGACAUGGUGUUGAGGGAAGCACUGAUGCCAAGGAUGAUAUAGGUCUCAGUGAGUCGGAUAAAACAGAUGCCAGAGUGAGAGCUUAUAAGAAAAUUGUAGAAUUGAGACACCUCCUGGAAAUUGCUGAGAGCAACUAUAAACACUUGGGAGGCAUAACAGAAGAAGAUCUAAAGCAGAAGAAAGAACAGCUUGAGUCUGAAAAGACUAUCAAAGAGCUGCAGGGCCACCUGGAGUAUGAACGACUACGCAGAGAAAAAUUAGAAUGUCAGCUGGAUGAGUAUCGAGCAGAGGUGGAUCAACUCAGGGAGAUGCUGGAGAAAACUCAGGUUCCCAACUUUGCGGCUGUGGAAGAUGACUCUUCCUGUGAGUCAAGCAAAGAGAAGAGGCGAGUGAAGAAAAAGGUGUCUUCUGGGGGAGUUUUUGUGAAAAGGUACUAAUCAGUGAAAUAACUUUAAAUAAACUUGCUUGAAUUUUCUUUUAUUUUUAAA
Messenger RNA from Eubalaena glacialis (North Atlantic right whale), 2622 nucleotides. It is a transcript of the gene ANKRD42, whose product is annotated as ankyrin repeat domain 42. The record is from RefSeq and is a predicted model, not a curated record. Gene Ontology annotation, molecular function: protein binding. NCBI's taxonomy places the organism in Eukaryota, Metazoa, Chordata, Mammalia, Artiodactyla, Balaenidae. The annotation marks the transcript as partial. The transcript is spliced from 12 exons.